AUGAAACUGUCUUCAACGAACACAUUGCUCAUCUCUACUGUAACGGUGGUUCUUAAUUCACUUGGGACUGUGGCAGUGGACCCUCAGGGCUGGUAUGCUGCAAACCCAGGUCUGAGCAAGAUCGGACUUGUUGAUCAAAGCAUUAAUCAAAUCACGGAUGUAUACGGACGCAUUCGAUUCUUUCAUGGCACAAACGUGGUGAUGAAAUCUGCUCCUUGGUACAGAAGUAGUAAUUUUGACCCUCCCAAUUCGUUUGGUCUACAAGACGUACAGAAUCUUCAAGCCUUGGGAGUCAAUGUCGUUCGUUUGGGUCACCAUUGGGCCGGUGCCGAGCCUGUCCGCGGACAAUACAAUCAAACAUUCUUGGACAUUAUGAAGAGCCAGACGCAACUAGCGGAAGCCCAUGGAAUCUAUAUUUUGGUUGAUGUGCAUCAGGAUGUGCUUGCUGGUCAAUUCUGCGGACAUGGAGUACCCAAUUGGUUCGUUCAGUCCAAUUGGGUACCUUCCUACAAAAAAUUUCCUGUGCCCCAAAAGAUCAUUCCGUUUGCUACCGAUAGCAAUGGCAUGCCUAGUGCUUCUGAUUGUGGAUCGCUCGAUUGGAGUGUCAGCUACCUAACAGCAGCGGUUUGUAAUGCUUUUGGGCGUCUUUACAACAAUUACGACAACUUGGGAGAUUCCUUUGCAUCUUAUUGGAAGAAACUGGCUCAGCAAUAUGUUACUACCAACAACAUUCUAGGCUACAAUUUAUUGAACGAGCCUUGGGUUGGCGACUCCUACGCUAAUCCAUCUCUGUUGGUACCGGGAGUGGCUGACCAUGUUAAUUUGGAAGGGCUCUGGAACAAAGCCGCUACGCAAAUCCGUACAGUCGACAACAAUACUCUGAUAUUUUUUGAGGGUACCACUUAUGACAUCCUCUCUGGAUUCAACAAUGUGCCUCUAGGAGAUGGUUCUCGUUCUGUCCAAUCCUAUCAUUAUUAUAAACCUCCACAAGUAGGCACAAUUGAAGAUACAUUUAAAAACCGAAUACAAGAUAACCAAAGGCUUAAAACCGCAAGCGUAUUAACCGAGCAUACCAUGUGGAUGGGGGAUUCCACGCAAAUGACUAACAUUCAGUUUGCUGUCGACAAAGCUGAUCAAUACAUGAUGUCGUGGAUGGGUUGGGCUUACGAAAACCUAUACAAUAGUACACAGCAACCAUACCCUGAACUUGCUGCCUUUUAUAGUCGUGCAUAUCCAUCUGCUAUCGCUGGUACGCCAACAAGUUUUCACUUCAAUAGCACUGACAAAUCUUUUGCCCUUGUCUACAAAGUCAAAAAGGCGAUUACCGCUCCUACGGAGAUCGUGUUGCCUACAUAUACGUAUCCUCAAGGCUACAAUGUGGCAGUAACACCGGCUAAUUCUUUAGUUCAAUUUGUCAAGGAUUCAGGAACUUUAUCCUUAUUCACUGCAGACACCACGGCUGAUGGUCAAACUGUCAGUGUUACCAUCACCAAGCAAUAA
This is a messenger RNA of Umbelopsis ramanniana AG, 1500 nucleotides long. RefSeq lists its product as uncharacterized. The transcript has 2 exons. Gene Ontology annotation, molecular function: hydrolase activity, hydrolyzing O-glycosyl compounds. Lineage: Eukaryota; Fungi; Mucoromycota; Umbelopsidomycetes; Umbelopsidales; Umbelopsidaceae. The coding region runs from base 1 to 1500 and encodes 499 amino acids. The record is from RefSeq and is a predicted model, not a curated record.